CGGGAACGGCGCGCGGAGAGCUGAGGGUGGCGGCGGUCGACAUGUUCCGGGGCCCGGAGAGCGAGGGCGGCCGCGCCGGCUCCAGGGCCAUGAAGCCCCCAGGAGGAGAAUCGAGCAAUCUUUUUGGAAGUCCAGAAGAAGCUACUCCUUCCAGCAGGCCUAAUAGGAUGGCAUCUAAUAUUUUUGGACCAACAGAAGAACCUCAGAACAUACCCAAGAGGACAAAUCCUCCAGGGGGUAAAGGAAGUGGUAUCUUUGACGAAUCAACCCCCGUGCAGACUCGACAGCACCUGAACCCACCUGGAGGGAAGACCAGUGACAUUUUUGGGUCUCCGGUUACUGCCACUUCACGCGUGGCACACCCAAACAAACCCAAGGAUCAUGUCUUCUUAUGUGAAGGAGAAGAACCACAGUCGGACCUGACAGCAGCAACAAGCAUCCCAGCUGGAGCACAGCCAGGUGAGAAAGGCAGCGCCAAAGAAGCAGGCCUCGCCAAGGAGCAGGAGCCCACGCCCACAGUCGACAGCCAUGAGCCCCGGCUGGGACCGCGGCCUCGCUCUCACAACAAGGUCCUAAACCCACCGGGAGGCAAAUCCAGCAUCUCCUUCUACUAAAAGAAGCCACUGCUCCACCCGGAGCCAGACCAGAAACUCAAGAGAUAGGGUAGCAAUGUUUUCAUUUCCUUUUGCCCAAAUGAGCGGGGUGGGAAGAGGGUUAGUCAUGUGUGAGCCUGGCUGCUCAGCGUCUCCACGGCCGUCUUGAGAGCUGCCUGGAGACCCGUGCCUUCCAGACGGCUGGGAGGUGCCUUUGUGGGGAUGAAAUGGGGCACCCCUAACCAUCGCUCGUGUGUAGGCCAGGUUUGAGAGGAACUGGAAGGGGG
Messenger RNA from Macaca mulatta (Rhesus monkey), 880 nucleotides. It is a transcript of the gene JPT2, whose product is annotated as Jupiter microtubule associated homolog 2. The record is from RefSeq and is marked provisional. Gene Ontology annotation, cellular component: nucleus. NCBI's taxonomy places the organism in Eukaryota, Metazoa, Chordata, Mammalia, Primates, Cercopithecidae.